Molecule: messenger RNA, 909 nt
Organism: Alternaria atra
Lineage: Eukaryota; Fungi; Ascomycota; Dothideomycetes; Pleosporales; Pleosporaceae
Exons: 2
Coding region: 1-909 (302 amino acids)
Molecular function (GO): oxidoreductase activity, acting on the CH-OH group of donors, NAD or NADP as acceptor
Source: RefSeq, a predicted model, not a curated record
AUGGCUUCAAGACCUGCUCACACCCGAACCGCCUCGACAAACCUGGCUGGUGGCUCUGGCCAGCGCGUGUUGGAGGGAAGGACUGCCAUUGUGACGGGAGCGUCUAGGGGAAUCGGUGUCGAAAUCGCCCGCAACCUCGCUAGCAAAGGCUGCAACGUCGUCAUCAACUACACCUCCGACUCGUCCACCCAAACCGCCAAAGACCUCGCCUCCGAACUCCAAGCCGAAUAUGGCGUCAAGGCUAUCAGCGUACAAGCGAGCAUGGGCUCUGAGAAUGGGCCCAAGCAUCUUGUCGAGGUUACCAAGAACAACUUCCAGCACCCCAAGACUGGCAAGUUCCAAUUAGACAUCAUCAUCAACAACGCCGGAGUUGCGGGCAACAACUACGUCGAGAACGUCGACUGCGAAGACUUCGCAAGACAGUACAACAUAAACGUACGAGGACCGCUGCUCCUCCUGCAAGCCGCCAUCCCAUACUUACCCAACGACCGAUCCGGCCGCAUUGUCAACCUCUCUUCCGUCAGCUCGUCGCUGGGAUAUAAGGGCCAGUCCAUCUACGGCGGAACAAAGGCGGCUCUGGAGAGUAUGACAAGGACAUGGGCUCGGGAGCUGGCAGAGCGAUGCACGGUCAACGCCAUCAACCCAGGUCCUGUCGCGACCGACAUGUACUGGAGCAACGACGACGCCUUCAUUGCGCAAAACAAGCCAUUCAUCGAGAACACUCCCCUUGCUGCACCAAGAAAGGGUAUCGACCCAGAGAAGAUUUACGAGGCAUCUCAGAACGCUGGUGGACGACCGGGCUACAGCGAGGAGAUUGGUGGUAUCGUCGGCAUGCUUUGCUUGCCUGAAGCGGGUUGGACAACUGGUAGUGUCGUCUGCGCGAACGGUGGUAUGAAGUUCAGCUACUAG